UCCGUCGCUCAGAAAUCAACAUUUGUUUACCGUCUGCUGAAGGAAGAUCAUACCACGUGUUUAGAGCUCGCUGAUUCGGAAGUCAUGGCUGUUCGCUGUCAGUUUGAGGGUUCUAAUGAAAUUGGGGUGUUUACGAGGCUGACUAAUGCAUAUUGUCUGACUGGUGUCGCUGCAUCGUCUAAUUUUUACAGUAUUUUUGAGGAACACUUAAGUGAAGUCAUCCCAGUUGUCCACACUUCAAUUGCAGGAUGCCGGAUUGUAGGGUCCAUGGUAACAGGUAACCGCCAUGGACUUCUUGUACCAAACAGCACAACUGACCAGGAAUUGCAACACAUUCGCGAUCACCUUCCUGAUAAAGUCAAGGUCCAGCGUGUAGAAGAGAGAUUAUCUGCACUGGGAAAUGUGGUUGUUUGCAAUGAUUACGUUGCUCUUGUUCAUCCGGACAUAGAUAGGGAAACUGAGGAGACAAUUCAUGAUAUACUCAAAGUAGAGGUGUUCCGUCACACAAUUGCCAACAAUGUCCUUGUGGGCACCUAUUCAGUCAUUUCCAACCAGGGAGGAAUUGUCCACCCAGCUACACCUACCCAGGAGCUAGAUGAAUUAUCUAUGCUGCUACAGGUUCCCCUUGUGGCAGGUACAGUAAACCGAGGCAGUAAUUCCAUUGCUGCUGGUCUGGCUGUCAAUGAUUGGGCAGCCUUUGCUGGGAUGGACACAACGGCUACAGAACUGAAUGUAAUUGAGAGCAUAUUCAAGAUCAAUGAUGCCUCUCAAGCAGCUAUAUCGACUAACAUGAGAAACGCACUUAUUGACAGUAUGACUUAAAGUGAGGGAAACCAGCCUUCAGUAACAAAAUGUUGAAGAAGCAUUUUGUUGAUAAAGAUGAUGGUAUAUAACAUAUGUUGUUUGUAAUCUAAUAUCAGUGUAAAGCUUUAUGUUAUGUUAAAGGAAAGGAGAAAGAAGAUAUGGGUUUGAGUAUGAUUGUUUCAAGUAUUUGAAUGGAAUCUAUGAAUGUACCUUUCAUCAGUGAUGCCAAUAAGAACAAGAUGCAUUAUAAACCCAAUGCUGCCAGGUGGUUUCCCAAUACGAAAGCCGUCUCUCCUGGGUUGUAUUCAUAGUGGCCUGGGGCCCUCUGCUGGGGGAUCAUGUCAUCACCAUAGUGUGCGCAGCAUGGCAAUACAUGCCCCCGGAAAGUGGGACUGGCACACCAUGUCAUGUAUGCACAUGCCACUGGGAAUAUAGUCCAGGCAUGCCAUGGCAUAUACGUACAUGCCACCCAGCGGCAACAGGUUAAUUUUGGGCUUAUAUAUAAACGUUAUAGAUUUAUAGAAAGUAAAUGUAUCACUGUAUUGGAUUCUUAUGAACACAUAGUAAUCUAUCAUUAACCUGAAAUAUUUACUGUAUACCCAUUAGGCAUAUUGCCUUAACGUAAUUUGUUCCACUUGCUAUGUAUUAUGGCAUUAAAUAUACCAUGUUC
This is a messenger RNA of Penaeus chinensis, 1474 nucleotides long. RefSeq names its product eukaryotic translation initiation factor 6-like (gene eIF6). Gene Ontology annotation, molecular function: ribosomal large subunit binding. Gene Ontology annotation, cellular component: preribosome, large subunit precursor; nucleolus; cytosol. Gene Ontology annotation, biological process: ribosomal subunit export from nucleus; maturation of LSU-rRNA; cytosolic ribosome assembly. Bases 85 to 822 code for a protein of 245 amino acids. The transcript is spliced from 6 exons. NCBI's taxonomy places the organism in Eukaryota, Metazoa, Arthropoda, Malacostraca, Decapoda, Penaeidae. The record is from RefSeq and is a predicted model, not a curated record.